GAUUGGCACAGACACAACCGGUGGGGGGACAGAUCUUGAGCCUUUCACUGCUGGGGGUCAGGGUUGAUGGAACACCAAGAAUUUUCAGGAGUAAACAAACGCUGAAGCAAGAGAAUCAAGAAGCCGAAACACCAGCUGUCCUAUUCUCUGGCAUUAAUUAUCCUUCCAUACAACCAACGACUUCAAUCAACAAAACAAAACAAAACAAAAUAAAACACCCUUUACACCUUUUAUACCCUUUAAUGCAGAAAUCACUUCAAUCUAAAUACUCCUUCACAUAAAAACCACACCACUGCUUUUAACAUUCAACAUCCUGUACAAUUCCCAAAGAUAUUUAUUAAAUUACCUGCCGCCUCAAGGGUCUACACCACAACCACAAUUGCCAUCACAAAGAUUCCCAAACACUCAACCACCUCUCAUCGCAACCCGCGAACAAAGGAGAAGAAUUCUGCGCUGAACCCACCAAUACAUCUGGUCAAUCGCCGAAACCCCUUGCGAAACGAUUCCACACAUACAUCCAUCCACGCAAACCAUCGCGAUGGCCGUCGCAUCGAUACAAGAUCGAACAAACGAGUUCCGAUCCGUCCUGACACAAGUGCAAAAGAGACAAGCCUCGUCGAAAGCAGGCGCCCAGAGACAGUCCCUUCUAUCCGAUUCUCAAAAGGCCGCUGCAAAUGGCGAUGCGAAUGCACAUGGCAAACCGCGGAGAUCGGAAUUUGCGCGGAAGGCGGCCGAGAUUGGGAGAGGGAUAACGGGGACCAUGGAGAAAUUACAAAAGUUGGCCGAGUUGGCGAAACGCAAAACUCUCUUCGACGACCGACCCGUCGAAAUCAACGAACUCACAUUCAUAAUCAAGCAAGAUCUCUCCUCGCUCAACCAACAAAUCUCAAGUCUCCAAAGUCUCACGCGCGCUCAACAUCCCAAAGCCGAUCAAGAAGGCGAACACAACAAAAAUGUCGUCUUCAUGCUGCAAGGAAAACUCACCGACGUAUCCGUAAAUUUUAAAGACGUCCUCGAAGUGCGCACCAAGAAUAUCCAAGCCUCGCGUUCCCGCACCGAGAAUUUCGUUUCGUCAGUCUCGUCGCAUGUCCAGCCGAAUAUUUCCCAAUCCGCGAGUCCGCUGUAUAGUACGCCGACGAGAGGAAGUCCGGGCCCGGGCCAGGAUUUGUUAAGUUUGAAUCCCGUGGGUGAUCAACAGUUGUUGAUGAUGGAGGAGGCGCAACCGCAAAAUGAAUAUAUUCAUCAGAGAGGAGAAGCUAUAGAAGCCAUCGAGAGGACGAUUAAUGAACUCGGAGGGAUUUUUGGACAAUUAGCAACGAUGGUUUCGGAACAGAGUGAAAUGAUUCAAAGAAUCGAUGCGAAUACAGAAGAUGUGGUGGAUAAUGUGGAAGGGGCUCAGAGAGAACUACUGAAAUAUUGGUCGAGGGUAUCUGGUAAUCGCUGGUUGGUUGCUAAGAUGUUUGGCGUUCUUAUGAUUUUCUUUUUACUUUGGGUCUUAAUAGCGGCAUAGAGGUUCGGUUGUUAUUGAGAUACAUGACCUAACGCGAUGUCGAAUGCAUGGAGAUGAGGAAAGCAAUUGUACCAUUAUUGUUGUUGUUGUUGUUGUUAUCGUAGUAGAUGAGAUAUACCUUUUAAUGAAUAAAGCCUCACGAAAUGGCACUGUUGGUUCGAGAAUGCUAUCUAUCUAUCUAUUCUGAGUAGAGUUCUUCUCCGUUAGAAAUGGAUAUGUGCAUAUUAAAUCUUUCCUGUAUAUAUAGCUAUACUAACUCUUCCUACACUCCGAUAUUGUCUUUCGUGUCUUUCUUUCUUUUUGUUACUAGAUACAAGAACGAACUUGUAAUUAAUA
Messenger RNA from Botrytis cinerea B05.10, 1846 nucleotides. It is a transcript of the gene Bcsed5, whose product is annotated as Bcsed5. Gene Ontology annotation, biological process: endoplasmic reticulum to Golgi vesicle-mediated transport; intracellular protein transport; vesicle fusion. Gene Ontology annotation, cellular component: Golgi membrane; SNARE complex; endomembrane system. The coding region runs from base 539 to 1510 and encodes 323 amino acids. Gene Ontology annotation, molecular function: SNARE binding; SNAP receptor activity. Lineage: Eukaryota; Fungi; Ascomycota; Leotiomycetes; Helotiales; Sclerotiniaceae. The transcript is spliced from 3 exons. The record is from RefSeq and is a predicted model, not a curated record.